This is a messenger RNA of Ectocarpus siliculosus, 3342 nucleotides long. The record is from the annotation of a GenBank genome assembly. NCBI's taxonomy places the organism in Eukaryota, Phaeophyceae, Ectocarpales, Ectocarpaceae.
AUGGACGCAGACCCGGGCGGUCCGGCCAUGUGCCCCUCGCCUCGCGGCCGGCGGCGCAGCGUCGAGGGAGUCUUCGACACGAAGGACAGCAGCACCAGCGGCGGCGGCAGCAACCCCGACGGCACAACAACCCGGCUUCUGGAGUCACCCUCCCGCCCCCCGCGGCUCAUGGCCGUCGGUAACAACGGCGUGGCCGUUGUGGGCGGCGGCGUGGGCGGCGGCGUUGGUACGUGCUUCUCCCCCCUGGUGUCUUACCCGAGCUCGCACGGGGACAGGGCCAGCGGCGGGCGCGAGUACCCGCUGCGGUCGCAGGCGCACGACAAGUUUUCCGUCACGCCGUCGGCCAACGCCAACGCCAUGGGCCGGCCCCCGAGCCCGUUCCCGCCGUCCCCCGGGCGGGAGUACCGGAGAGCCGGGGGCGUUCUCUCGCGCGGGUCGACACACUCGCCGUCGCCGAGGAGGGCGCCUCCGUCCCCGGCCCACGCGCCCGGGAGCGCGGGGAUGAGGCGGAGGGGCACCCGACGACUGAGCGGCGGCCGAUCGGCUCCCAGAGGCGUGCGGUCGAGGCCCGGGGUCAGCAAAGGCGUGUACGUUGGCGCAGGCGGCGCAGGCGCAGGCGCAGGCGGCGCAGGCGCAGGCGCAGGCGCCGGCGGUGGGGUGGUUGGGGGUGAGGGCUUCGGGAGCGGUGGCGGCGGUGGCGGUGGUGGAGGGGGAGGAGGGGGUGCAGGGAGCGGGACGUACGAGUCGGACUACGACUCGGACUUGUCCGAGAUGAGCGCGUACAGCAACUACAGCGCGAUGGGGUCGCUGGAGAGGCAGCUGCAGCAGGACACGUUCUUCGAGCUGGACGAGUCGCUGUGGCGGGUGGUGACUCGGCGUGAGAUCUGCAAGGCGGAGCAGUGUGUGUACAGGAACCCGCAGACGAUGGUGUCCCACCGCAAGCACUACCACGCCACGUGCUCCCAUGUCCACCAGGAGGGUGUCAAGAAGGGCAUGCGAUUCCAUCACCACCAACUAGAGAAGGUCAAGAAGCACCAGAGAAGCCACUGCAGCAACCAGGCGCGAGUGCCGCGGGAUCAGGGCAUAGCCUCCUCGCCUUCGCCCUCACCGUCCAUGGGCGUCUCGAGACCACGCGGCCUGGACAAUCAGUCUCCAAGGGAGGGCAUGAGCUCGGGAGGGGAGGAUGACGAAGAGGAGCCGUGGUCAGCGCGUGAGGUGGAGCUGCUUGAGGCACUCGUGCGCAACUUCGGUUCCGGACGGUGGGACGAAGUCUCCGUGCACUUCAACAACAGGUCUCCCACCCAGUGCGCCAGAAAGUGGGCCCUGGGGGGUACUCGCCCGCCCUAUCCCACGGUGCCCCCCUCCGAGCUCUCCCGGAACAACAGCAGCUGCAGCAGCAACAGCGCGGCCACCUCGACGACGCCCGGCCACAACGGCGCCGGCGCCGGCGGGGGCGCCGCGCUGGUGGCGGCGGCGGGUAGCCCGGCCGGAGGGGUGAGCUACCGCUGGGGCGUGCCCGUCGCGGAGCAUCACCACCACCACCACCACCUCCAGCACCACGACAGGAUGCCUCCCUUGAUGGCGCCAGCAGAUGACGCCGCGCUCGGAGCCGCCGUCGCGGCGGCGGCGGCGGCGGUGGCGGCGACCGCGUCGCAGCCGGAGGCGAGGGGGCCUGCCGCCGCGCGCGGCGUCUUGCAGCAGCGGGGAUACCCGUCCCCGACGCAGCCUUCCCCCUUGCUGCUGCAGAGGAAGGGCAGUAGCAGCAGCAGCGGCACGAUGACGCCCGGCAGCGGCGGGGGAGGCAGCGGGGCCCUGCCGUUUGGAUCCCCGGGCGGGGUGGGGGUAGCCACGGGGUCAACGGGGAGGGGGCCGAAGGGGGUCGGCUCCUGGACGAAGGACGAGGAUGAUCGCCUCAACGCUCUCGUGGGCAUAUUCGGCGUCAAGUGGUCCCAGAUCUCCGACCACAUGCCCGGGAGGGUCGGCAAGCAGUGCCGCGAGCGUUACCUGAACCACCUAGACCCAAGUCUCCGUCACGGACCGUGGACCGAGGAAGAGGAGCGGCUGCUGCUGUCCCUGCACGCUCGUCUCAACAACCAGUGGGCGGAGAUCGCGCGUCAGAUUCCAGGUCGCAGCGACAACGACGUGAAGAACCGUUGGAACCUCGUCUGCCGGAGGGAGCGCGCCGCCGAGAAAAACCUACACCGCGCCGGCUCCAGCGGCUCCGCCACCAGCGCGGCCUCGGUGCCGCCGCUGCCGGUGUCGGCGACGGCAAGCGGCGGCGCCCCGCCUCGGCACGGCCGGACGCUGUCGUCGGGGACGGCGGAAACGGCGGCGGCGGCGGCCGUGAUGCUCGGUGGGCGGCCUCCCUCGCUUGAGCGCCGGGGGCAGCGCGGCGGUGGUGAUGGCAGCGAUGGCGGUGGCGGUGGCGGCGGAGAGAGCCGCUCGCUGCCUCCGUCGCGCGCGGUGUCGUCGGAGGAGGAGCAGCGGUCGAUGAUGGAGGCGAGGGAGGCGGCUGAGGCGGGGGCGGGCCUGGUGAAGUUGUCCUUGACAGCAGCAUCUACCGCUCGAGCCGCGCUGGAGCGCAGCAACUUCGAGACGGGCAGGGCAGGGGCCGGCAUCGGCGGCGGCAGCAGUGGUGGUGGUGCCAUGGAAAGACGCCCCCCGACGUCUCCCAUCUCCCCCCGUUCCGCCAGGCGGUCCGCGGAGCCCCAGCAGCAGUCGCCGCGCCACCGCCAGUCACACGGUCCCGUCCCGGUGGUCUCGCCGCGUUUUUCUCGGGCUGGACAGCAACACCAGCACCAGCAGCGGCAGCAACCACAGGAGACUUCCUCUAGCGGCAGAGCGUUGUCGUCGCCGUCCGCGUCCCCGCCUGCCGGUGGUGGCGGUGGGCCGUCAUCGCCCCGCUACGGCAGGCACGAGAUGGCCCCGCGUAGGACGCCGCCCCUCCCGAGCCAACGGGGGCUCAGCGGCGUGGGUGGGGGGGGUUCCGCCGCCGCCGCCGGCGGUGGUCCCCCCCCCAGGUCCCCUCGUUCCCCCCGAUCUGCGUACUCCCCGCCGCGGGGUGGCGGCGGCGGCGGUCCGGUGGGGCACCAUCACCACCGUCAGCAGCAGGAGCAGCCGUUGGCGAUUCCGCGGUCUCCGGCUAGCGAGAACUUUCGGAACAGCGGCGGCGGAGGCGGAGGGUCUUCGUCUUGUUCCCCCGGGGUGCGUAGAAGGCAGCAGCAGCGGCCGCCCCCGCAGGGGAUGGCGCCGGAGGACGCUGACGCUAGGCGGGCGGCGGUGGCGGCCAGGAUGGCGUCGAACGGAGGGGUGGCUGCCUGGGCGUGGGGCGGGCGGGCUUAG